Molecule: messenger RNA, 2911 nt
Organism: Vespula vulgaris
Lineage: Eukaryota; Metazoa; Arthropoda; Insecta; Hymenoptera; Vespidae
Product: tax1-binding protein 3 homolog
Exons: 3
Coding region: 321-695 (124 amino acids)
Biological process (GO): neurotransmitter receptor transport, endosome to postsynaptic membrane; neurotransmitter receptor transport postsynaptic membrane to endosome
Cellular component (GO): postsynaptic membrane; postsynaptic density; adherens junction
Molecular function (GO): protein binding
Source: RefSeq, a predicted model, not a curated record
AAUACUGAAUGCAAUAUUGUGCAUCGAUAUUCUUAACUACGCUAUAAGACCGUAUGUCGACUAACAUAGUUCAAUUAAUAUCUUAAGCUUACUCAGGGAAUGCAUCGUAUGCAUAAUUAGAUAAACAAACGAAUGAAAACUAAUAAAUAAAGAAGUAUUGUCGAUAUUUAAGCAAUAAAAAUUCGAAAAUAUCUAAAUUUUAUUCUCGUUUGCAUCUCGUUGAUUGCUUUGACGUGUUUAGGGCGUGUGUGAUUCGUGUCAUCGCGAAAUUUAGACGAAUUUUUUUAACGGAAACAAGUGUAAAAACAAAAUUUAUCAUUAUGUGCGCAAAAAUGGCUUUUCAACAUCAAGCGGGCACUGCGAUGGAAUGCCUGAGUAUACCAAUAACUUUGCAUAAAGAAACUGAAGUUAAUGAAAAUGGAGAAGAAGUUAUGAAAUGUGGAUUUAAAAUUGGAGGAGGAAUAGAUCAAGAUUUUCGAAAGAGUCCACAAGGCUACACGGAUAAUGGUAUAUAUGUAACUGAAGUUCAUGAAGGGUCACCAGCAGCUAAAAGCGGUCUUAGAAUGCAUGACAAAAUUCUACAGUGCAAUGGAUACGAUUUCACAAUGGUUACUCAUAAAAAAGCUGUUUCUUAUAUAAAGAAACAUCCAGUAUUAAAUUUAUUGGUAGCCCGCAAAGGCGUAACCAGUACUUAAGUUGGACCAAACAAAAAAUAAAAGAUAAUAUUUAUUUCAUAUUUCAUUUUGAUAAAACUGAUUCAUUUGAGCAUCGUGUCAGAUAAAUGUCAGAUAAUGAGCAACAGCAUAAGACUCAUCAAGGUCAGUGUUUUCAAGAUAAUGUAUUAAUUGAAUCCAUAUCUAUGUGAUAAGAAAAAAUUUUGAUGAUCGAAUUCAACAAUUUUUAACAAUACGGAAAUUGUUUUAUAAUAUCAAAUAUUAUCAUAUAACAUUUAUGAACUGUACUAAAAUCACUGAAUGACACGGUGCAAUGUGAUGUUUUCCGUUUUCUAAAGACUUUAUUUUUGGUAACAAUAAUUUAGUUAUAUUAUAUAAUCAUGAAUACUUUAAUGAUUAAUAAGUCUCAGUAUCAGGCAUAAAAUUAAUUAAAUUUGACUGCACUGUGGAUAUAACAUCGAGCCAUUAGAUCAAUGCGAUUAUAUAAACAUCCUGUUAUAAUUUAUUGUUGUUGAUAAAAAGUAUGAAUUAUAUGUACACCAUCUGAUGUGCACCAUUAAUGUUAUUAACAGUAUGAAUUUGAUACGUUAAAAAAAUCGUUAAAAUUAUACUAUGAGUAUAAUGAAACAAAAAAAAAUUUACGAAGAAUUUUAAAGAAUUUUCAUAAUCUAAAAAGGUGCCAAAUUUUCAACGUAUUAAAAAUUUCUUAUUACUAUAAUUAAGUAAUAUACAACAAAAGUUAUUAUAUCAAGAAAUAUUAAUCUUAUUCUACUUAAUUUUAUAAGUAAGACAAUUAUGAACACGUGUUUUUAGCAUUGUCUUAUACAAUAAUCCACGAUUAAAAAUAUGCCUGAAACGGAACAAACGAAGGCCAAAGCGUUUCAAUAGAAUACAAACUUAAUGCAUUUUUUAAACAAUUUUGAAAUUUCUACAGAAAAAUUAUAGUAUCCCUAUUAUACUAUAAGAAACGAUUGUAAAGAUCGUUUACAAGAAAUAUGAUGGAAAUAUCUAAAAUACAAUUUUAUUAUGACUUACAAUUUUACAAGAAUGUGAUUAAGUAAUAUAUGAGAUUUAUUAGACAAGAAAUAUUAGGGUGCACGUAAUAGCGGAAUUUCUAAGCAUUUCAUAAAUUAAGAUAAUUAUGUUUUUUUUGUAGUAUAACUACAUUAACACAAGAAUGCUUCACAAAAAAUCAAUAAUUUAUUUUUAUUCCCAAUUAAAAUUUUAAAGCUUUUAAUACUUUUAUACGAGCGUAAAAAUAAUGUUUUUUUUUUUUUACUUUACUAUUGACUUCAGAUACAUUACAUAUUAUAAGUGAAAAAAAAAAAGAAACAGAACAAAAGUUCCUGCACCAACGCGUGACUUCCUUUUCUAUUUCCAAUUAUAAUAGUAAAGGCACUGUAAAUGCGCUGCUUCUCAUUACAUCAUAAAUAUAAACUUUAAGCCAUAACUGUGAAGACUAGUCUAUAAACAUCAGAACUAUAAAAGUUCAGUCACAAACGUAAAAUACAUUAAUUAUUGUAUAUGAUACAAUGUAUGUGGGAAAAACUAUGUAAUAGAAAGCCCAUAAUGCUAAAAAUUAGGUCCACUAUUUUGGUGACAAAGUAAAAUUGAUUUGUAACAAAAUAUCAAGAUUAGUUCACAUACAAUGUUAUAAGAAAUGUUACUCUUUUAAUGUUGACAUAGAUACACAAAGACCUUUUUUUAGACCUUGAAGAAAGCAAUUCUGUGUUGUAGAUACUAUCAUAUAUAUAUUGCUUACAAUGAGUUUUCUAUAUCUAUACAUAUAGUAAUUAAUACUAUUAUCAUUCAUACCUAUUUAUUUUUAAAUAUCAAAUUACUAUACUUUCAGUACGAACAUAUGCUGAUAUUCGUAUAUAUAUUUUUUAUACAUCACGAUAUAAAAGUAGAAAUACUUUUCCAAAGAACCAAAAUAUUUGACCUGAAGUUUAUGCUGGGGCAAUACGACGAUUUAAAAAGCCAGCUUUUAAUAAACAUUGUUUUUCAAAAUGGUUGGCACAGUUAGUAUAUUUGCGAGUAUGUAUCAUAACUCCUCAUAUACACGAUUAAGGUACAAAUACCGUGUUCUGCAUAACGAAUUUAUAAACUUUUACAUUAUGAUUCAAUCUAUUAUACAACAUUUCGUAUUGAUUUAUAUAUUUUUUAUUUUGUCACACGAAUUGUAGAUGAAUACCGUGAUGUUAUUAAAAAAAAUACCAAAGAAAUUGUUAAAAAUA